Rubroshorea leprosula is the source of this 1511-nucleotide messenger RNA. The record is from the annotation of a GenBank genome assembly. Lineage: Eukaryota; Viridiplantae; Streptophyta; Magnoliopsida; Malvales; Dipterocarpaceae.
UCAACAAAAUCAGAAGAGUCAAGCUACCCUAAACUUGCUGCACUGCCCGCUGUACAAACAUUUACCUCUAAUGGCUUCCGAUUCCAGUUCCAGAUAUUCUUCAACCAGACGAUUGAGGGCAUUCAAGAGGUGGAUGAAGUCCCAAGGGAUCGAAUGGAGCGAUGCCCUCGAGUUCAUCGACUCCCCGGAAAAUGGGAUUUCAGUGAGGGCGUCGUAUGAUUUGAAGGAAGGUGAUGUUGUGGCUAAAAUACCCAAGAGGGCUUGCCUCACCAUUAAGACCAGUGGGGCUCGGGAAAUUAUCGACUCAGCUGGUUUGGAUGGAAGUCUUGGUCUGUCCGUGGCAUUGAUGUAUGAGAAGAGCUUAGGAGAGGAGUCUCCUUGGGCAGGAUAUCUUCAGCUCUUGCCUCAUCAAGAAUGCGUGCCCCUGGUUUGGACUGUUGGCGAGGUGGAUUCUCUUCUCAUUGGGACUGAGUUGCAUAAGUUUCUGGUUCAUGAUUUACAAACUAUGUGAUAAAGUUAAAGGAUCAGUAAUUGGAAAGUGGGUUACUUGUUUAUUAAUUUGUUUGUCAUGCUUUUGUUACUUAUCUAAUUUAUUGUCAUGUUUAAUGUAACGUUACUGAAUCUGAGGUCUGGGAAAUAUGAAACUAAAAUAUUUGUAAAAUGCCAAAGUUAUAAUGAGCUUGUUCACUUAGAUUUAGUCAGCUACAGUAACAAUUCAUGUUCCCCUCUCUUAAUUUACUUGGUUUUUAAGACUUUGGGUUGAUGGCCUAUAAGUAUAAUGCACAGAUGCUUCAUAUAAUUUUGUGGCUUGUGAAUUGUGUUAAACCCUUUUUGCAGGUUGUUGGCUUGUUGAUUUAUGUGACAUAUUUUAGAUAUGGUAUAUUUGAUUGGCAGUUGACAAGCUUUAGCUUGGUUUAUUUGGGCAUUGCAAGUUAUCAUAAAAAAAGGGUUUAUCUAUGAAAUUCAGCAUGAAAAGCUAACUUAAUGCAGUUCAAAGUAGAUUGUCCACUGAAUUCCUUCUGUUUGACAUUGUUAUUUAAGAUCAUCUUUUAUUGUUGGAGAGGCUUUUGCAACUCGCCCCUUAGAAUCUUUUGGCAGUGGGAUGCUUUCUUCUUGAAGUCUGCUUUGAGCAUCGUUUAUACAUGCUUUCAUCUUGAAGUCUGCUUUGAGCAUUUUUUAUACACUUUUAGGCAGACAGUUAAAGAAGACAAAGCUCUCAUAUACGAGGACUGGAAAGAAAAUAUUCUGCCUCUUAUGGAUUCAGCUGCUCAAAGUCUUAAUCCAAGUUUUUUUGGCAUUGAAGACUACUUUGCUGCAAAAAGUCUUAUUUCUUCUCGGUCUUUUGAGAUAGAUGAGUACCAUGGAUUUGGGAUGGUUCCUUUGGCAGAUCUGUAAGUAUGCCUUGUUUGUAAUGAUGGUAUCUAGAUUAUUCAUUUACCUAUUAUCAUGUUUCCUGGACAGUAUGUAUGUGAAAGCUUUGGGGAUUUUGUUUUUCACCAUUAAUUCCAUCU